Molecule: messenger RNA, 1021 nt
Organism: Thrips palmi
Lineage: Eukaryota; Metazoa; Arthropoda; Insecta; Thysanoptera; Thripidae
Gene: FRG1
Product: protein FRG1 homolog
Exons: 6
Coding region: 141-926 (261 amino acids)
Cellular component (GO): nucleolus; striated muscle dense body; catalytic step 2 spliceosome
Molecular function (GO): actin filament binding
Source: RefSeq, a predicted model, not a curated record
CUGUCAGCUGUUGCCGUCAACAAACGCCCAUCGACGUAAACAUUACGACGCUCCCAGACAGUCGCGCAAUAUUUUACUUUAUUUUAGUUAUUGGGCCUUUGCCUUUUAGUAUUGACGUACCUGAAUGAACUAGGAAGACAAUGGCUGACUACGGGAAUGUCAGAACGAAAAAGCUGGUCUUUAAAGGCGAAAAGUCAAAGUCUAAAAAGCGCAAGCACAAGAAAGACAAAGCAGAGACUCAAGAAAUUCGUGAUCUUGUAGAUGAAGAUGCUGUCCAACAUGGAGGGUGGCCGCAUUGCAAAACGGUUCUGCAGAUAACUGGUUCCAUAGCGAUUGAGUUUGGUAACCAGACCUACAUUAAAGCCCUUGACAAUGGGCUUUUCACUUUGGGUGCUCCCCAUGAUCAUGGUGAUGGCCCUGCACCCGAAGAAAUUCUCACCGCAUUCCCUGUUAACGAGACUAAAGUAGCAAUCAAAUCAGGCUAUGGAAAGUAUUUACGAGUGGACUCUGAUGGGGCUGUGACAGGACGUUCUGAUGCUGUGGGUCCAAUGGAACAGUGGGAACCUAUUUUUGAAGACGGGAAAAUGGCGUUACUUAGUGCCACUGGGUGCUUCAUGGCAGUAGAUCCUGAAAAUGAUGAUGUUGUUGCUACCAGCCGCAAAGUGGGGCCGAAUGAAAUCCUUAGAGUUCGAUCAAGUGCGCCUCAAGACAACACUGGGGAGGAGGAAGGUCCUUCAGAAGAAAAGGGAAACAUCGGAGAUGUUGAAGAGAAUUAUGUGCGGAAAUUCCAGAAGUUCCAAGAUAAGAAGUUGAGGAUGGAUACAUCUGAUAGGACCGUCUUGAAGAAGGCACGAGUUGAAGGUGAUCUUCAUGAGGCUCUCUUGGAUAGAAGAAGCAAAAUGAAGUCUGACAGAUAUUGUAAAUGAGGAGAAGUUGCAGCAAUUUACUGAAAUAAAUGAAUUAUAGUGUGUAACUAAAACAUAGGUCUACAAACACUCAAAUAAAGACAAAUUUAAAAUAA